Messenger RNA from Oncorhynchus masou masou (cherry salmon), 416 nucleotides. RefSeq names its product annexin A5-like. The record is from RefSeq and is a predicted model, not a curated record. The transcript is spliced from 4 exons. Gene Ontology annotation, biological process: neural crest cell migration; regulation of muscle contraction; plasma membrane repair. Bases 107 to 400 code for a protein of 97 amino acids. Gene Ontology annotation, molecular function: calcium channel activity; GTP binding; cholesterol binding. Gene Ontology annotation, cellular component: focal adhesion; cytoplasm. NCBI's taxonomy places the organism in Eukaryota, Metazoa, Chordata, Actinopteri, Salmoniformes, Salmonidae.
UUACAAUCGAUGAUUGACAUGUAAUUUUGAUUUUUUUUCUCUCUCAGUGUUCCAAGAGUUUGUUCGGUGCAGCAAUAAGGACAUUGAACAGAUCAUCAAGAAUGAGAUGUCUGGAGACGUGAAACAGGCCAUGUAUGGCAUAGUUCGCAGUGUGAAGAACCAGCCUCAUUACAUUGCAGAGUGCCUGUACAAAGCCAUGAAGUGUAUUGGCACAGACGACAGGGCUCUGAUCCGCAUCAUGGUCUCACGCAGUGAAGUCGACCUUUUCAAUAUCCGCAAAGAGUUCAAGGAGACUCACGACUGUUCUCUCCAUGAAUUCAUCCAGGUAGAAACCAUGGUUGGUGAUACCACAGGGGACUACCGUAAGACCCUGCUGAUGCUGUGUGGAGGACAAGACUAGAACCAGAACCACCCAG